UCAAGAAAUAAAUAUAAUAGAAGAAAAGAUAAAACCAACUUAUAAACCAUUUUUUAAUAAAAUAUCUUUUCAAUUAACUAAUCAACAUCAUAAAUCCUCAAAUUAUAUGCCUCCACAAUUAUCUGCUCAACAUUAUACGCCUAAUCAAGCUUUAAAUUUUGAUGGGAAGAGGAUGCGUAAAUCAGUAAAUAGGAAAACUGUUGAUUAUAAUUCUUCCAUCAUAAAAUAUUUAGAAGAACGCAAAUGGAGACGAGACUCAAGAGACAUAAAUUUUCCCGAACCAGAUCCAUCUUACAAUGUAGAGAUGCUCCCCCCUGAAGGCUAUUCAAAUAAUCCCAUUAAUUCUGUGAUGACGAAAUUUAUCCGUACCGCCACUAAUAAGAUUAAAUGCCCGAUAUUCAGCGUCGUGUGGACACCCGAUGGCAGGAGAUUGAUAACCGGUGCUUCUAGCGGGGAAUUCACACUAUGGAAUGGAUUAACUUUUAAUUUCGAAACCAUAUUACAAGCCCAUGACACAUCAGUUAGAGCUAUGGUAUGGAGCCACAGUGAUCAAUGGAUGGUUACCGCCGACCAUGGUGGCUAUAUCAAAUAUUGGCAAUCUAAUAUGAACAACGUUAAAAUGUACCAAGCUCACAAAGAGGCCAUCAGAGGAUUGACUUUUAGUCCAACAGACCACAAAUUAGCAUCUUGUGCCGAUGAUGGAACUGUUAGGAUUUGGGAUUUUGAACGCUGCGCCGAAGAAAAAAUUUUGAGAGGGCAUGGGUCUGAUGUUAAAUGCAUAGAUUGGCAUCCAUGUAAAUCCCUAUUAGCCUCUGGAAGCAAAGACAAUCAACAACCGGUAAAGUUAUGGGAUCCCAAGAGUGGACAGUCUCUAGCAACUAUUCAUUCUCACAAAGGGACGGUGAUGUCGUUAGGCUGGAAUCCAUUUAAUAGUAAUUGGCUAGUCACUGGGUCGAGAGACCAUUCGCUAAAACUUUUCGAUAUCAGAAAUUUUAAAGAGGAAGUCCAGACAUUUCGAGGCCAUAAAAAGGACAUUACUUCUUUAUCGUGGCACCCGAUACACGAGAACUUAUUUGUUAGCGGUUCGGCUGAUGGUACCAUUUUAUAUUGGACAGUUGGAAAUGAUAAAGACGUUGGAGGGAUCGAACAAGCCCACGAUAGCAUUAUAUGGACUUUGUCUUGGCAUCCAUUGGGCCAUAUACUAGUUUCCGGUUCUAAUGAUCACACUACAAAAUUUUGGACUCGGAAUAGGCCUGGGGAUUUGAUGCACGAUAAGGAUAACACGUUAUUAUCUUCCAAUUCCAUUGGCGUGGAAGAUUAUAUAUCGCCGAGGAAACUACAAAACGAUUACACCAAAAUUGAAUCAUAUUCAACAAGCAAAAAUACUCAAAUUCUAAAUACAGCAACACCUCUUUUAGAUGCUAACCAAGCCGUAGUGAACUCUCAAGUUUCCUUGGAUGAUCAUAAGACUCCAUCUACUCAAUCUUGCAUCUUUAUUCCGGGUCUAGACAUCAUAGCCCCGACUAAUUCUACGCAUCAACAACCAAGCGACACCAUAAGGAAUAUUAUUGAUCGCCACGAAUUCAAUGCUCUCGAUCGAGAAGAUUCUCGAACUUUGGAAACGGAAAGAGGGAGCAAAUAUCACGAUACCGAUAAUCGAUACCCCCAAGAUAACGCGCCUUACAAUAAAUCCCAUAAUUUUGAUAGCAAUUCCCAUAAUUACAACGAGCAAAAUUACGGUAAAAAUAAUUUUCCGACUAAUUUUAAUGCGCCGAAUAUCGCUGGAACCGUCGGUAAUAUUCUUUAUCAGCGUGUUCAAGAUGACUUUCAUGUGCGAAACGCCCCAUCAUUUCCAAAUAAUUUUAGCGAUCUUAAAGUGUACACACAACCAAUCUCGGACGAGAACGAUGCAAAUAAUAAUGUUUUUACUAAUCGAAUGUUUAUGAUGCAGCGGCAAAUGAGGGCUGGUGGUAUGAUGAUGAAUAAUAAUAUGAAUUCGGGUUCUUCCUCCAUAAGUCAGCAAUUUUCGCACGAUCCCUAUCACUUUAAUCCUAACCAGACUAAUUUUACACGUAAUUAUAACAACAACGAUUUUACUCAAGGGACUAACAAUAACAUGAUGUUAGGGGGCGGAAAUAUGAAUAACAUGCAUAAAUUUGCAAUAUUUAAUAGGUUCACGUAUCCUCGUCUAGAUAUGCCUAACAAUGGCCCCCUUAACACUAAAAAGGAUUUUAGGUAUCAACGAAAUUAUAAACGCUUGUAAAAAGACAUUUUUAUCGCCGACUAUAGAUUUGGGGCAGAAAAUAAUAACGAAUUUUAUAUAAAAAAAAUAUAUUAUUUAUAUAAAAAGAAUAUUAAAAUAUAAUAUUACCAAUAGACAAAAACUUUCUUUUUUCCCCUUAUUUAAAAUAUUAUG
Molecule: messenger RNA, 2416 nt
Organism: Gordionus sp. m RMFG-2023
Lineage: Eukaryota; Metazoa; Nematomorpha; Gordioida; Chordodea; Parachordodidae
Product: pre-mRNA 3' end processing protein WDR33-like
Exons: 13
Coding region: 107-2263 (718 amino acids)
Cellular component (GO): mRNA cleavage and polyadenylation specificity factor complex
Molecular function (GO): protein binding
Source: RefSeq, a predicted model, not a curated record